UAUGCAAUUAACCGCCCCUCAGCCUGCUUCUCCAGAUUCAUCCGCGGUGGUAAAGCGCGCUUGCUGAAUAGGAAGCGACCCGCGCGACUUCAGAGGAAACGAAGAGGUGCGCGUGCGAGCGGCGCUUCGGAGAAUACAAAGUGAAGGUUUAUGAGUGCCGAAAUGUCUGGCGGUGUGAUCCGCGGCCCUGCUGGAAACAACGACUGCCGCAUCUAUGUGGGAAACCUACCGCCUGAUAUCCGCUCUAAAGAUGUCGAAGAUGUCUUCUACAAGUAUGGAGCCAUUCGAGACAUUGAUCUGAAAAACCGACGAGGCGGACCUCCAUUCGCUUUUGUCGAAUUUGAAGACCCGAGAGAUGCCGAAGAUGCGGUAUAUGCCCGUGAUGGCUAUGACUACGAUGGCUAUCGUCUUCGAGUGGAGUUUCCCAGAAGCGGGAGAGGAGGAUUUGGUGGCGGCGGUGGAGGAGGAGGAGGAGGAGGUGGUGGUGGUGGUGGUGGUGGUGGUGGGGCUCCUAGGGGUAGAUAUGGACCCCCAUCCAGACGUUCAGAGUACAGAGUAAUUGUUUCAGGGCUUCCACAGAGCGGGAGCUGGCAGGAUCUGAAGGAUCACAUGCGUGAAGCAGGUGAUGUAUGUUACGCUGACGUUUUCCGUGAUGGCACUGGUGUGGUGGAGUUUGUUCGCAAAGAAGACAUGACCUACGCCGUUCGCAAACUGGAUAACACAAAAUUCCGGUCCCAUGAGGGAGAAACUGCGUACAUCCGUGUGAAGGUGGAUGGUCCCCGCAGUCCAAGCUAUGGAAGAUCAAGGUCAAGGAGCCGCAGUCGCAGCAGGAGUCGCAGCCGCAGCAACAACCGUAGCCGAAGCUACUCCCCACGCCGCAGUCGAGGAUCCCCGCAGUACUCCCCUCGCCAUAGCCGUUCCCGCUCUCGCUCCUAAACGAGCCCUCUCAGAGCCCUUGAGCCAUUUUUUUUUAAUACAAACCCUUUGUUUUAAUUCCACCCUUCUUGUUUCAUGAGACAGUGAUCAUCUUAUGUCUUUGUGUCCUUUUAUUUUUCUCUCCCUCUAUUGGUUAUUUUUAACAGAUCAAACCCAAAAUCAUUUUUUUUUCAUAGACCAAACAAAGGGUUAUGUAAUGGCUCCCGAUAUUUUUGUAAAUGCCAUGUAUGAAAGUUAUUCAUGGGAUAGCGGGUUCCACAAUUGUUUUAUGCUGUCUUCCUCUAGACAUGAUACAGAACUGAUGCUUUGUAAUAAAGGAUUACUAAAUCUAUACGGUUGCGUAAAAGGGUGAGUUUGAACUCCAGAACAAACCUCUAAAAAAACAAAACAAAAAAAUGAAUCUUUGGCCAUUAUUUGGGUAACUGAACCAAUUUUACAUCACUUUCAAAUCAGGUGGUAUCUUUCGUUGCAUUGUAAAUAUGUACUGGUCAAAUGUCUAGUUUGGUUUUUGUGUCCAAAGACAGAUUGCAGCUUUCAUGUUUUCAUUAAAAUGUUUGAUUCAG
Carassius carassius (crucian carp) is the source of this 1499-nucleotide messenger RNA. Its product is annotated as serine/arginine-rich splicing factor 1A. Gene Ontology annotation, molecular function: mRNA binding. Bases 151 to 936 code for a protein of 261 amino acids. The transcript has 5 exons. The record is from RefSeq and is a predicted model, not a curated record. NCBI's taxonomy places the organism in Eukaryota, Metazoa, Chordata, Actinopteri, Cypriniformes, Cyprinidae. Gene Ontology annotation, cellular component: nucleus; cytoplasm; ribonucleoprotein complex.